UCCAGACACUGUCUGGAGCUCUAGGACUUCCGGCGUGUUGCUUCGUAAGGUCACUGAGAGUUGAUCAAAGUGAUAAGUUCCCACCUCUUAGCUGAGAAAUUUGUGCACGAUGUUAACCAGGUUGUCAAGAGUGGUUUGUCCAGCUUGGAUUGACACGGGAUCGUUUUCCUGCACAACAACUUGGCGACAGAGAAUCCAAGCUUUUGGGAGCACAGCAGUGCGAUGCCUUGAUGAUAGCCCUAACAAAGACUUCAAAGUGAACCCAGUGUUCCUGAACAGAAACCCCAGAAAUUUAGAAACUAUGGGCAUUGCAAGGAAGCGCCAAGGCUGGAUUCUGCAAUAUCCAAGAAAAAACUACUAUCACAAGUUGUUCUUUGAGAGAAGUGCUCGCCACACCUCAGCAUGGGUCGAGCAUAUGAAUGGGGAAACAGUUGUGUCAGCGUCCACACGGGAGUGGGCAGUCCGGGAACAGCUGUACAGCACCUCAGAUGUGUCUGCAGCGGAGAAUAUCGGCCGAGUGUUGGCCCAGCGGUGUGUGGAGUGUGGUCUCACCAGUGUGUUCUACGACAAGACAGAAGACAACACACCUUCGGAGUCUCGUGAAGUGUUUCUAAAUGCGGUUCAAGAUGUGGUGACACUGACAGAACCAAGACAGCUGAAGCCAAGGUAUGAACCUGGAAUCGACUAUGACAAACCAAACAGAUACGGAGAGAAGAAAAAGCUGAAGCCAGACUACCAGAUCUCCUGAUGUGUGUCAUCUGACAUGUAAACAUGUGUCAAGAUGUGUCUCAAACGGAAUGUCCAACACUGACAUGUGUCCUGAUAAUAGUAGAUGUGUGUAUGGGAUGUAGAUUAAAGACACGUCAAUAUUUGUCACAGAUAACUGUAUUGUUGGUUUUACAAUAAACAAGCUUGUUACCUUA
Messenger RNA from Haliotis rubra (blacklip abalone), 923 nucleotides. Its product is annotated as 39S ribosomal protein L18, mitochondrial-like. The transcript is spliced from 6 exons. Gene Ontology annotation, biological process: translation. The record is from RefSeq and is a predicted model, not a curated record. Gene Ontology annotation, molecular function: structural constituent of ribosome; 5S rRNA binding. NCBI's taxonomy places the organism in Eukaryota, Metazoa, Mollusca, Gastropoda, Lepetellida, Haliotidae. Gene Ontology annotation, cellular component: ribosome; mitochondrion. The coding region runs from base 110 to 748 and encodes 212 amino acids.